Osmerus eperlanus (European smelt) is the source of this 2208-nucleotide messenger RNA. Its product is annotated as immunoglobulin lambda-1 light chain-like. The record is from RefSeq and is a predicted model, not a curated record. Bases 1 to 885 code for a protein of 294 amino acids. The transcript is spliced from 5 exons. NCBI's taxonomy places the organism in Eukaryota, Metazoa, Chordata, Actinopteri, Osmeriformes, Osmeridae.
AUGUUCCUUGUUUUCAGUGCUUUUACGUCUAUCCUUUGCUUAGCUGUAGCUGGAGACCAGUUGUUCCAGGAGCCAAAGUCAUGGAUAAGCAUAGAGGGUGUUAGUGUCUCCUUCAGCUGCAGAGGCACUGAGCAGUGUGGUGGUUCUUAUGUCUACUGGUACCAGGAAAGAGCAGGGGAGCCUUUUGUUCUGAUUCUAGUUAUUCAUAACAGUAAUGGAAACAUUUAUUCACGUUUCGGUCAUCCUCAAAUAGAUGACUUCUCAGUCUUGAAAAGGGAGAACAACUAUGAGUUGGAGAUUAAGUCAGUUGAACGGUCCCACUCUGCCACCUACUACUGUGCCUGCUGGAGGAGUAGUAGCCAACUUAAAGGUAUGGGGCAUUUCACUGUGGACUACGUCUUUGGUCCUGGGACUAGACUUUACGUUACUGACAACAAUGUAAAAAAACCAAAAGUGACGGCCUAUCAAGCUCCCAAGAACCAAACAAAUAAGAGGACAACCCUGCUGUGUCAGGCCAGUGACAUGUUCCCAGACUUGGUGACAUUUUCAUGGAAGAUGGAGAGAGAAGACGGCUGGUUGGUGGAGGUGCCUGAAGCAGAGAGAGAAGAGCUGGAGCAGAGGGAGGACGGGAGAGUGACUAGUGUGAUCAUCAUCAAGAACGAAGAUGCUAAAUCAAAAAAGUACAGCUGUACUGUAAAGCAUGAAGUGGCUGUUGCUGACAUAACAAAAAAACUCUUGCAGUUCAUGUGCAGUGUGAACCUGGCCUCUCUGGUUUACACUGUGAUGAUAGUGAAGAGCUUGGUGUACUGCUGUGGGCUCUCCCUCCUGCUGCUCCUCAAGGACAACAAGGGAAGUCGACCACACACCCAGAGAAAUGUUCUCUAAACUCUACAGGUAGUUAAAAAUUGCAUUCCUACUACAGCAGAUUUGUCCAUAUCUUGCCUGUUGACAUUUGGCAUUGGAAGGAAGUGGGACAUACAGAAAUGGGUAGACAUGAAUAAUUGUGCACGUUGAGUAGUCUUCUGGCAUUAUUUUCCGUUGGACAAAAAUGAUGUCCACUCUGUCAAGUGGCAUCCGGCGGGGUCUGGAGAAAAUGAGAAUAUGUAGUGGGAACAAAGUGUUGGAGGUAUUAGGAAACAGUCUACAUCAUUUAAGUGGACUCAUUUGGUUCUUGUCUUAAAAUGUUAUACUUCUGUAUUUUUUAAGUAAUAUGAUUUAAAAAUAAAUGUUAUGGGCUAUUAUAUGUGGGACAGUCUCCCAGAGGCAAGUAGGGUGAAGUGCCUUGCCCAAGGACACAACGUCAUUUUGCAUGGCCGGGAAUUGAACCAACAACCUUCUGAUUAAUAGCCCGACUCCCUAACCGCUCAGCCACCUGACCUCCCUUUAUGUGAGGUUGUCUCGCUGUUGCCUCUCCAGGGCACCUGUUGUCACUUUCAUUUGGACCAAAACAGGUGACAUUGAUUCACAAUUGCUUAUGCUUCCUAACUGGACAGAUUGAUAUCCCUGAAGUUUAAAUGACGGUGUAAUAUUGUGGUGAUUACGUGGUCCAUAAUUUUUUUUAGAGCAGUGUAUUUAGCUUUAUGUGUUAGGAUUAAAUACUACUGUCAUAUGUGGUUGGUUUUGACAAUGGCUGUCAUGAGACCAUUAUACAUUUACAUUUAGUCAUUUAGCAGACGCUCUUAUCCAGAGCGACUUACAGUAAGUACAGGGACAUUCCCCCGAGGCAAGUAGGGUGAAGUGCCUUGCCCAAGGACACAACGUAAUUUGGCAGAGCCAGGGAUCAAACCAGCAACCUUCUGAUUACUAGCCCGACUCCCUCACCGCUCAGCCACCUGACGCCCUUACUUUUAUAUUAAAAUUGUGUCAUGAAUAUUUUCCUUGACCUCAAGUACAGUGGUAACAUUUUCACUUGUCAUAAAUAUGUCAUUAAGUGUUAUUACACUGUCAAAUGCUUUUAUAACUGUCAUGAUUUUUUUUUAACUUCAACUUCAGUGGUACAAUUUGGAAUUGGCAUAAAGAUGUAAUUAAGUGCUAUAACACUGUCUAAUGCUUGUAUAACAGUGUCAUGAAUAUUUUCCUUGACCUCAACUACAGUGGUAGCAUUGUCACUUGUCAUAAAGAUGUCAUUAAGUGUUAUUACACUGUCAAAUGCUUUUAUAACUGUGUCAUGAACAUAUUUUUUACCUGAACUACAGUGGUAACAUUUGG